CUGAGUCUUCUUCAAAUACCAUAUACAAGGAACGCCUCCCAAGCUUUCUCUUGAUAAAUUCAUUUCCAAGUCCUAUCACCAUUUCUGUUAUAGACUACGUCCAGCUCAAAGUUACAAUGCGUGCUCAGUACCUCAUUCUUGCCGCCAUUGGCCUCGCGGCUGCCGCCCCUCUCGACGUUAGAGGAGCAGAUGCCGAAGCCGAAGCCAUUCCCUUCUACCCAAAGAGGGGAGCUGAUGCAGACGCAGAGGCGAUUCCCUUCUACCCCAAGCGCGGAGCCGACGCCGAAGCUGAGGCCAUCCCCUUUUACCCGAAGCGAGGAGCAGAUGCGGAGGCUGAAGCCAUCCCAUUCUAUCCCAAAAGAGGUGCAGACGCGGAAGCUGAGGCCAUUCCCUUCUACCCCAAACGCGGUGCUGAUGCGGAAGCCGAAGCCAUCCCUUUCUACCCCAAGAGAGGUGCUGACGCCGAAGCUGAAGCCAUUCCGUUCUAUCCUAAGAGGGGCGCGGAGGCUGAGGCCGAGGCCAUCCCCUUCUACCCGAAGCGCUCUGCCGAUGCGGAAGCUGAGGCAAUUCCCUUCUAUCCUUAAGUAGGGGGUUUAAAUGGCGUGCUCUAGAAGCCGUAUCACUCGAGAUGCAGAUCUGGAACACGGAGGAUAUGUGGGAGGUCUUGAUUCAGGAACCUUCACUUAUCAUGGCUUCAACCUCAAGGGGCUGAGUGGACUUGUAGAGCAAGAACCUGGAGCUGAGAGGGUUAAGCUAGAUUGAUAGAAUACGCUCAUUACCGCUUAGUCGCAACUAAGAUAUUCAAUUGGUGACUGCAUCUCAGGAAGUGAUGUAUCUAGCCCAAAUCAUUUUCCUAUCUGGUGCAUGUUCGCUC
Molecule: messenger RNA, 874 nt
Organism: Colletotrichum acutatum
Lineage: Eukaryota; Fungi; Ascomycota; Sordariomycetes; Glomerellales; Glomerellaceae
Exons: 2
Coding region: 117-584 (155 amino acids)
Source: RefSeq, a predicted model, not a curated record